AUGUUCAGGUACGUGGGACGACAAGAUUUUCAGGAUGAUUAUUUUGGUGAAGGUUUAACUCAGGCAGAUGACGAGGAAAUAUACGAAUUUUCAAUUGAUAUUGAUAAUAAAGUAAUUGAUAGGUUCAAGAAAAAAAUUAAGGACGAUUUUUCUGAUCUAUCUUAUCCAGUCACUGAUGGUACCUUACAAGAAAAAUAUCUUGACAUAGAUUAUGUCAAAAAUCUAUCUGUACACUUUGAAAAUUUCAACUGGAAGCAGCAUCAAUAUUUCAUUAAUACAUUUCAACAUUUUAGGACUGAAAUCGAGGGACUAAGAGUUCAUUUUGUCCGUUCUGCUUUCGAAGAUACCUACAAAAAGAUAAUACCUUUAUUACUGCUUCAUGACUGGACCACAUCUUUCUGGUCUUAUUACAAGGUAAUACCAAUAUUCAGUAAUCCAAAUCGUUUUGGCUUCGAUUUUGGUGUCAGAGGACAAAUAGCAUUUGAUGUUAUCAUCCCAUCGGUCCCUGGGACUGGUUUUUCUGAUAGUCCUGCAAAACCAGGCUUUGGUUUGAUUGAGGCGGCUCGAAUACUCUGCAAAUUAAUGAAACGACUGAAAACAGAACACUUUUUUGUUCACGGGAAUGGACCAUUCGGGUCUACUCUAGCUACGACCGUAACACUGAUAUGCCCAGAAACAGUCAGAGGACUGCAUGUCAUAAAUCCAACAAUGGAAACUUUUGUUACUAGAGAACAUCAGAUUUUGCGUGCUGCUGCUUCAAUGUAUGAACAGUUCACUGCCGCUAAUCAUCCGUUAAUCCAAGAAAAAAACAAUGACCAAAUAUUCAAAAAAUGGCCAAUAUCACUAGAUAAGCAGGAAUUUUUUCACUUACAGCGAAUAUUUGGUGCAUUCGUGUCGGACUCAACAUUUUCUCCCACUCGAAUGCUGAAAUUUCAAUAUUUAAGAGUAGAACUUUUACUGAAGUCAACCUUUACAAAUUCUCUAGUUUUCAACCCUUUUUUUAUAGAAAUUGCCUAUGCAAGUUCAGCAGCUGGAACGAUGUCAUUUUUGUUAGACCGUUGGGCACUUGGGACAGACCCAAACUAUCAGAACAAAUCCGUACAGUAUUUACAUCACUUUUACACUGUGGAUGAAUUACUAACUAACACUCUUUUAUGUUGGUUAACUCGAUCAACUCCACGAAUUUUGGAACUAUUUACGCAAACGGCAUUGAAUUCUUUAAGUGCAGAAAUGUUUAGAGCUACCGUCAAAAGUCCAACUGCUAUUCUAAUAACCUUUGAUAAGAGAGAAAAAAAAGCUCGCGAUAUUUUUGAAUACCGUUAUUUCAAUAUCAGCAGAUUUACUGUUGUGGAAUCUGGCGGUGAUUAUUACGCCUUACAAAAGCCGCAAAAAUUUGCUGAAGAUAUUUAUGGUUUUGUUGAAAGUAUUGUUGGAUAA
Enterobius vermicularis (human pinworm) is the source of this 1437-nucleotide messenger RNA. Lineage: Eukaryota; Metazoa; Nematoda; Chromadorea; Rhabditida; Oxyuridae. The record is from the annotation of a GenBank genome assembly.